AUGGCACCAGAUCUAGAAACAGCUGAGCCGAAAGCUGCCACGGAAACGUCCCAGCAGUCGCUCAUAUCAAAUCUCCGAUUGCGUCUUCCUGGUCAGACAGCCCCGUUCACUCAUCCAUUUGGGCAUCUCAAGUCGAUCGAAGGCACAAUUGUUGACUUUGACGGGUCUGAUAUUCGAGCGCGCGGCAAAUGGUCUCGGGCUUUUGUUCACGGGCACUGA
Penicillium antarcticum is the source of this 219-nucleotide messenger RNA. RefSeq lists its product as uncharacterized. Bases 1 to 219 code for a protein of 72 amino acids. NCBI's taxonomy places the organism in Eukaryota, Fungi, Ascomycota, Eurotiomycetes, Eurotiales, Aspergillaceae. The transcript has a single exon. The record is from RefSeq and is a predicted model, not a curated record.